AUGGCUCUCAAGCAGUCAAAUAUCUUUGGCCCGCAGGGCUUUCGCGAGUGCUGGGGCGACUACCGUGCUGAAGCGGAUUUGGAGGACCCGUCAUGCUCUCUAUACCGUUUCCAGCGUGAUUUGCCGCGCUUACCUGUGCCAUUGUUGAAAGAAAGCAUUGAACUCUACCUGGAAACUCUUAGACCGCUGACGUCGCCCGCCGAGUUCGCGCGCGCCAAAGAGCUAGCUAUUGAAUUUUUGAGACCCAGUGGUAUAGGCGAGAAGCUGCAGAGUCGUUUGCUAGCCCGUGCCAAGGACCGUAAUGACUCCAGCUAUUUAGCAGAGUGGUGGAAUACGCUUGGCUAUCUACAAGUGCGCGAUCCCGUUGUGUUUAAUGUCAGUUACUUCAUUCACUUUGCAGACAGCGUGCACCCGAAGCAACGCUCUAACAUCGGACGUGCAGCGGCGCUGCUGAGAGGUUCCGUGCUCUUUGCUGCCCAAGUGGCGAACGGUUCCAUUGAGCCCGAGCAGCUUGGCAAGAACAAGACACCAUUAUGUGCCACUGCUUAUAAGUACAUGUUUAAUGCUUGUCGCAUUCCACGCCGUAAGCAAGACUCAUACAGGAUUUACGAUCCCAUGUUACACACUCACGCUGUUGUCAUGCGCCACAACAAUUUUUUUCUUCUUGAGUUACUGGAUCCGCGUACGAAAGAUCCGCUCGGAUUUGAAGCUUUAUGCUUUCAGCUGGCUAGGAUUUUGGACGCUGCCGGAGCGAAGGGGUCAGCUAUCGGAGUAUUGACGUCUCAGGAUCGAGAUUUAUGGGCAGACGCCCGUGAAGAAUUGAUUCAAGCGUCGCCAUUGAAUCAAAAAUCAUUGCAUGCUAUUGAAAGCUCAUUGCUGGUGCUAAAUUUGGACGAUGAUGCUCCAGUGUCUCGGACGGAAGUAGCACGCGGACUGUGGCAUGGCAAUGGUCGCAACCGUUUCUUUGACAAAUGUGUGCAGAUUGUGGUGUUUGAGAAUGGUAAGGCUGGUCUGCUUGGGGAACAUUCAAUGCUUGAUGGCAUGCCCAUGGCUCGGUUUUGCGACUAUCUGUUAUCGCGUCUUCACAAAGGCCAAAUUGAUCUAGGCCCUCGAGGGCAAACGACGCAGCAGCUUUUGCACUCGCUUGUUGCUCCAAAGCAGCUUAUGUUUCGCUUCACAUCGAAGACGCUGUACAACAUUGCCGAGGCCGAAAAGGUGUUUGAUCAAACUGUGAUCGACCACGAAGUAUUUGUACAGACCUUCUAUGGCUACGGUGCACGCUCUAUCAAGGGAUUCCGCUGCAGUCCAGAUGCGUUUGUGCAGUUAGCGAUUCAGCUUGCUUACAAAAAGCUAUUUAGGAAGAAUGUCGCCACGUACGAAGCUUCGCAGACGCGCACCUUUCUUCAUGGACGUACUGAAACGACCCGCAGCUGCUCGGCGGCUAGUGCCAAGUUCACUGAUGCAAUGACGGAUGCGUCUGGCACAAUUACUGUUGAUGAAAAAAGAAAAUUGCUUCUUGCUGCUGCUAGCGCCCAUGUCGCAUAUAUGCGCAAGGCUGGUGCCGGCCGAGGAGUGGAUCGACACUUUCUUGGAUUGAAGCUGUUAGUGCAACCUGGCGAGCGUGUGCCGUUUUUUGAGGAUCCAGUAAUGACUAGAGCUAGUCACUGGCUAAUUUCCACGAGCCAUUUGACAAAUGAAUUGUUUGAUGGCUGGGGAUGGGGUGAGGUCGUACCUGAAGGUGUCGGCAUCGCUUAUAGCGUUAAAGAUCUUUCCAUCCAGUUUAAUAUCGCCUGCCGUCAACAUGGCGGCUGGGCAGCUCGUCUAGGUCAUUUGCUCGAAGAGAGCCUCUUUGAGAUGCAGCAGCUGUUUGCGAAAUCCACUGACAUUGGUGCCAAAUUGUAG
Messenger RNA from Plasmopara halstedii, 1902 nucleotides. RefSeq names its product carnitine o-acetyltransferase. Lineage: Eukaryota; Oomycota; Peronosporomycetes; Peronosporales; Peronosporaceae. The coding region runs from base 1 to 1902 and encodes 633 amino acids. The record is from RefSeq and is a predicted model, not a curated record. Gene Ontology annotation, molecular function: acyltransferase activity. The transcript has a single exon.